Molecule: messenger RNA, 10924 nt
Organism: Cheilinus undulatus (humphead wrasse)
Lineage: Eukaryota; Metazoa; Chordata; Actinopteri; Labriformes; Labridae
Gene: myo18ab
Product: myosin XVIIIAb
Exons: 47
Coding region: 194-6760 (2188 amino acids)
Cellular component (GO): myosin complex
Molecular function (GO): protein binding; cytoskeletal motor activity; ATP binding
Source: RefSeq, a predicted model, not a curated record
GCUCGACCGAUUCUCUCUCCACUCUGAUCGUCUCCAGCCUCUUGAUCAGAUCUCCUACACUUUGGACAGCUUUUGAACUCCUUGCUGACUCGUGUGGAUACAGACGUUUUGGAGUUACUUCACUGACAGCUCCUCCCCCUCCUCUCCUGCUGUGAUCUGAUCCAUCACAGCCCAUGACAGCAGAUCAGACAACAUGGCUUUUUCAUCUCGCUUUUCAUUCUGGGAGCAAAAGAUCAAAGAGGAGAAUAGUCCAGAGGCUAAAGCUCCAGAACAAGAUGGAUCGCUCAGCCGGGCCAAAUCAGUACCAGCUCUAGACCCUGGUAGAGGGUUAUUCCGGGCAAAAAGCCCUCAAGCAGUUCCUCCUGCAGAGUCAGUAGCCCGGGUUAGGAGUCCCUCCCCACCUAGAGCAAGAAGCACCGUGAAAGUCCCAGAACGAUUUAAAAGCCCUGAACCAACCACAAAUAAAGCAGAGCGGUUUAGGACUCCUGAACCACCUAAAACUGCUGUGAUCUCAGAGCCAGUCAUGAACAAUGAGCAGAAUGGCAUACUGGGCAAGAGUGUAGCCAAUGGGACAACGAAUGGUAACAUCAACCAUCCAGUCACCAACACCAAUCAGGUAGAUGCUAUGGAGGACCAGGGUCUGACCCGUAAGAAGGUCGUGAAAGUGGUGCGACGUGUUGUCAGAAAAGUCUUACCCAGAGAAGAGGACGAGGCCCCUGUGACAUCAAAACCAUCAGGGAAGGUGCCUGAAGCAGCCAAACCAGUUACUGAACUAGUUAAACCAGUACAAGCACCAGCUCCAGUGGCCCCCAAGGCCCCUGCAGUGUCAGGGUUCUCAUUUAAACAUGAUGUCAUCAAAACAGAGGACAAAGAUGACUUUUCGCGAGGAUUGACGAACUUCAUGGUCAGAGGAAGGACAAGGGAGCCCCGCCCACGAAUACGCAAGGAUGACCGCCCAGAAAGAAUGGAGCUGGAGAAGAAAAAUGAGAACAAAGAAGAACAAGCUGAGCCAGAAGAGAAGAAAGAGGAUAAAAUGCUUACACAGCCUCAGCAAGUCAGUCAAAGGCCUGCUGCUUCUGGCCCAGUCACUCAGGAAGUCAAAUCUUCUGUGGUGGCUUUGAAACAAACUAAUAAAACACCUGAGCCCUCUGCUCCAGCACCUUCCAAACCUACUCAUUCCAGACCUACGUCUUUCCCCACAGUAUCUGGCUUCAUCCCACCUCCAAAGCCCUCGUCUUUGGCUCCCCCUCCUGGCUUUGUGCCUGCACCGAAACCAGCUACUGCCACAAAAAUCGCUCCUGUGAAUCCUCCCUCUGCCAGCCCAGUGGUGCAAAAAGCCGCCAUCCCAUCCCCCCAAUCACGUAUUGUCCCACCUCCUAAACCCUCUCCAACUCUUGUGAGCCCUGAUCCUCCCCGCUCCAGACCUGGUCCAACACGCCCUGCCCCUGUUCUUAUUCCCGUCCAACAACCAUCCGUCAGUCAACAAGAGGAGGCGCCGCUCAGUCCCACCGAAGAGGCUCAAAGACGCCUGAUGAGGAUCUUCAGUGCUCCUGGAUCAGUGGAAGAAGACCCUGUGACUCUCCUUCAGGCAUCUCAUGCUGCAGCUAAACAGUCCAAGGUCAAGACAGAAGAGCAGAUUGCAGCUGAGCAGGCCUGGUAUGGAUCAGAGAAAGUCUGGCUUGUACACAAAGAUGGAUUCUCCCUGGCCACCGUGGUGAAGACGGACACUGGCUCCCUACCUGAGGGGAAGGUGAAAAUCCGACUGGAGCAUGAUGGGACAUUACUGGAUGUAGAUGAAGAUGAUAUAGAAAAGGCCAACCCUCCCUCAUAUGACCGCUCAGAGGAUCUGGCGUCUCUGCUCUACCUGAAUGAAUCAAGUGUGAUGCACUGUCUGAGACAGCGCUACGGGGGAAACCUCAUCCACAGCAACGCCGGACCCAACAUGGUGGUCAUCAACCCCCUCAGCACGCCCUCCAUGUACUCUGAGAAGGUGAUGCACAUGUUCAAAGGCUGCCGACGUGAGGACUCAGCUCCUCACAUCUAUUCUGUUGCCCAGUCGGCCUACAGAAACCUUCUUACCACUCGGCAGGAUCAGUCCAUCGUGCUUCUGGGAAAGUCUGGCAGUGGAAAGACCACAAACUGUCAGCACUUGGUCCAGUACCUGGUCUCCAUUGCUGGAAGCACAGGCAAAAUCUUCUCAGCUGAAAAGUGGCAGGCUGUCUACACCAUCCUGGAGGCCUUUGGAAACAGCUCCACGUCCAUGAAUACCAACGCCAGCCGCUUCUCUCACGUGGUCUCCCUCGACUUUGACCAGGCAGGGCAGGUGGCCUCUGCCUCCAUCCAGACGAUGCUGUUGGAGAAGCUGAGGGUGAGCAGACGACCUGAGGCAGAGUCUACAUUCAACGUCUUUUACUACAUGAUGGCUGGAGCUGACAGCAGCCUCAAGACUGAACUGCAUUUUAAUCACUUGGCUGAGAACAGCGCUUUUGGGAUCAUCCCACAGUCAAAGCCUGAGGACAAGCAGCGUUCCUCCCAGCAGUUCACGAAGCUCCAGGCAGCUAUGAAAGUGCUUGGCAUCUCCACGGAUGAACAGAAGGCCCUGUGGCUUAUCCUGGGGGCCAUUUAUCACCUGGGGGCUGCAGGGGCCACCAAAGAUGGAGAUGAAGCUGGUCGUCGUCAGUUUGCACGUCAUGAGUGGGCUCAGAAGGCAGCCUACCUGCUUGGGUGCACCUUAGAGGAGCUGUCAUCCUCCAUCUUUAAACAUCAAGCCAAAGGACUUCAGCACUCCACCUCCUUCAGAGGAGGGUCGGACGAGGCCGGACAAGGUGACAGCUCAGGCUCUAAGGUCACUGCUCUGGAGUGUUUGGAGGCAAUGGCAUCUGGACUCUACUCGGAGCUCUUCACUCUCGUCAUUUCCCUCAUCAACAGAGCUCUGAAGUCCAGUCAGCACUCUCUCUGCUCCCUCCUCAUCGUUGACACGCCGGGUUUCCAGAACCCUCGCCUAGCUCAGCAGCAGCGAGGAGCCACAUUUGAGGAGCUCUGUCACAACUACACCCAGGAGAGACUGCAGACGCUCUUCCAUGAACGCACCUUCGUCCAGGAGCUUGACAGAUACAAGGAGGAAAACAUAGAGCUUGCUUUAGAUGACAUAGAGUCCAGUACGUCUCUGUCUGUAGCAGCUAUUGACCAAGCCUCCACACAAGCUCUGGUUCGUACUCUGGCCAGGACGGAUGAGGCACGGGGUCUUCUGUGGCUAAUGGAGGAGGAGGCGGUUCAGCCUGGAGGAUCAGAGGAGACGAUGCUGGACAGACUCUUUAGCUACUAUGGCUCUGUACAGGGAGACAACAAGGGAGCCAAUCUGCUGUUGCGAGGGGAGAAACCCCUUCUCUUCCUGUUGGGUCACAGCCAUGGAACAGACUGGGUAGAGUACAACGCUCAGGGCUGGCUGAAUCAUGCCAAGAACAACCCCGCCGCCCAGAACGCUGCCACACUGCUGCAGGACUCCCAGAAGAAGAACAUCAGCGGUCUGUUCAUGGGCAGGGCCAGCGGGGCCACGGUACUGUCAGGCUCCAUUGCAGGACUGGAGGGAAGCUCUCAGCUCGCCCUGAGACGAGCCACCAGCAUGAGGAAGACAUUCACAACAGGCGUUGCUGCAGUGAAGAAGAGGAGUCUGUGUAUCCAGGUCAAGCUACAAGUGGAUGCUCUGAUCGACAUGGUGCGCCGCUCCAGGGUUCACUUUGUCCACUGUCUGCUGCCCAAAGCUGAGGCGGUGGGUGGAGGAGGUGAGCCCAGAGUGACCCACGGAGAGAGCUCUGACUCAGGCCUUAUGACUCUGGACGUGGGCCUCCUGAGAGCUCAGCUCAGAGGAUCCAAACUGCUGGAUGCUCUGCGGAUCUACAGACAAGGAUAUCCCGACCACAUGGUGUUUUCUGAGUUCAGGAGGAGAUUUGACGUACUGGCUCCACAUCUGACAAAGAAACACGGACGUAACUACAUUGUGACGGAUGAGAAGAGGGCGGUGGAGGAGCUGCUCGAUUCGCUGGAGCUGGAGAAGAGCAGCUACCACAUGGGACUGAGCCGGGUGUUCUUCAGAGCGGGGACUCUCUCCCGGCUGGAGGAGCAGCGGGACAUACAGACCAGGAGAAACAUUACUCUGUUCCAGGCUGCCUGCAGGGGAUACCUGGCCCGACAGGCUUUCAAGAAGAGGAAGAUUCAGGAUCUGGCCAUCCGCUGCAUUCAGAAGAACAUAAAGAAGAACCGAGGUGUUAAAGACUGGCCAUGGUGGAAGCUGUUCACCACCGUCAGACCACUUAUUGAGGUGCAGCUCACUGAGGAGCAGAUCCGCGGCAAGGAUGAAGAGAUCCAGCAGCUGAAGCAGAAAUUAGAGAAGGUGGAGAAAGAGAGAAACGAGUUAAGACUGAACACAGACAGACUGGAGAGCCGGAUCACAGAGCUGUCGUCAGAGCUGGCUGAUGAGAGAAACACCGGGGAGUCAGCAUCUCAGCUGCUGGAGACCGAAACCUCUGAGAGACUACGUCUGGAGAAGGACAUGAAGGACCUGCAGACAAAGUUUGACAGCAUGAAAAAGCAGAUGGAGUCCAUGGAGAUGGAGGUGAUGGAAGCUCGGCUCAUCCGGGCGUCUGAACUCAACGGAGAGAUGGAUGACGAUGACACAGGAGGAGAGUGGAGGCUGAAGUACGAACGAGCCAUCAGAGAGAUCGAGUUCACCAAGAAGAGACUACAGCAGGAGUUUGAUGACAAGCUGGAGGUGGAGCAGCAGAACAAACGGCAGCUGGAGAGGAGGAUCAGCGACCUGCAGGCCGAUAACGAGGAGUCCCAAAGAAACAUCCAGCAGCUGAAGAAGAAAACCCAACGACUGACAGCCGAGCUGCAAGACACUAAACUGCACCUGGAGGGCCAACAGAGCCGCAACCACGACCUGGAGAAGAAGCAGAGGAAGUUUGACAGUGAGCUGAGUGCAGCGCAGGAGGAGGUGCAGAGGGAGAGGAGCCUGAGGGAGAAACUGGCCAGAGAGAAAGACAUGCUGAGCGGAGACGUCUUCAGCCUCCGACAGCAGCUGGAGGACAAAGACCUAGAGUACUGUGCGGUCAACCUGAAGGUGGAUCAGCUGGAGGCCGAGCUGCAGGACCUCAACUCCCAGGAGUCCAAGGAUGAAGCAUCGCUGGCCAAGGUGAGGAAGCAGCUUCGGGACAUGGAGGCGAAGGUGAAGGACCAGGAGGAGGAGCUGGACGAGCAGGCAGGCACCAUCCAGAUGUUGGAGCAGGCCAAGCUGCGUCUAGAGAUGGAGAUGGAGCGUCUGCGUCAAACUCACUCUAAAGAGAUUGAGAGCAAAGACGAUGAGGUGGAGGAGAUCCGACAGUCCUGCAGCAAAAAGCUGAAGCAGAUGGAAGUCCAGCUGGAGGAGGAGUACGAUGAGAAGCAGAAGGUGCUAAAAGAGAAGAGAGAGCUGGAAUCUAAGCUUCUGACUGCACAGGAUAAGGUGAGAGGAGGCGAUGCAGAGACAGAAAAGCGUCUGAGGAAGGACCUGAAGAGAACCAAAGCUCUGCUGGCCGACGCCCAGAUCAUGUUGGACCACAUCAAGAACAACGCACCCAGCAAAAGGGAGAUCGCCCAGCUCAAGAACCAGCUGGAGGAGUCUGAGUUUACCUGUGCGUCUGCAGUCAAAGCUCGUAAGUCCAUGGAGGUGGAGAUUGAGGAUCUACACGUUCAAAUGGAGGACAUCUCAAAAACCAAACAAGCGCUGGAGGAGCAGCUGAGCCGUGUGCAGAGGGAGAAGAACGACCUGCAGUCCAGGAUGGAGGAGGACCAGGAGGACCUGAAUGAACUCAUGAAGAAACAUAAAGCUGCUGUGGCACAGUCAGCUCAGAACUUGGCUCAGAUCAGCGACCUGCAGGCCCAGCUGGAGGAGGCCCUCAAGGAGAAGCAGGAGAUUCAGGAGAAGUUGCAAGGGCUUCAGAGCCAGCUGGAGUUCCAGGAGCAGUCCAUGGUGGAGAAAUCCCUCGUGAGCCGGCAGGAGGCGAAGAACCGUGAGCUGGAGACCAAGCUGGAGUUUGAGAAGACACAAGUCAAACGCCUGGAGAGUCUUGUUGCUCGCCUGAAGGAGAACCUGGAGAAGCUGACUGAGGAACGAGAUCAACGCAGCAGCAGCGAGAACCGAGAGAAGGAGCAGAGCAAACGUCUGCAGAGACAGAUCCGAGACAUCAAAGAGGAGAUGACUGAACUGGCCAAGAAGGAGGCAGAGGCCAGCCGCAAGAAACACGAGCUGGAAAUGGACAUUGAGAGCUUAGAAGCCGCAAACCAGAGCCUACAGGCAGACCUCAAGUUGGCUUUCAAGAGGAUCGGUGAUCUUCAGGCUGCCAUUGAGGACGAGAUGGAGAGUGAUGACAAUGAAGACCUCAUCAACAGUUUGCAAGACAUGGUGGCAAAGUAUCAGAAAAGACAGAACAGAACUCAGGGGGAUUCAGACACAGACUCUGAGUUGGAGGAUCGUGUGGACGGGGUGAAGUCCUGGUUGUCCAAAAGCAAAGGUUCAGCCAAGAACCUUUCAGAUGACGGCAGCCUUAAGAGCUCCAGCCCCACUGGCCGAAGACGCUACUACUUCAGAUCAGACGAAGAAGAGGAAGAAGAAGAAAAAGAAGAAGGCGGGGCGACCCCGGGCUCCUACUACUCCAGAUACAGAUACAGCAGCCAGUUAAAAGAUGAUGAUGGCGAGGGCAUGCCUUAUGAGAGCACGUCAUAGUCCUUGAUGACUGCGUGCAUGCCCAUUCAUCUGAGACUGUUAGCAUGCAAAGACAACCUAAAGAUGGGGUCGGUCAGGCAUUUACAAUCCUGCAGGAAAAAUUCAGACACUGUAGAUGCUAAAACAGUAAAAUCAUUGCAGGGUUUGGUCAUUUUUUUGUUACAUACAGUCAGUGUGAGCUCACUGCACUCUCAGCAGCUCCGUUUUAUUGCCUGCUGGUUGCAUGCAUGCAGCAGAUAAACUCCAGUUAUCAUGGUUAUAACUGAGCCAAAGAACUAAAGGUUGCAGUGCUAAAAGAUUUCCUCUCUCUUGCUUUGUUUGUCUCUCUUCUUCACAUAUUAAACACCACAAUAACAUGUAUUACUAUUGUACAAUGUAUUGCCAAAAAGCCUUUGUUUGAAUCUGUGUGCACUCUUUACUUAUUGCCAAUGGAGUCCUGGGAGAAGUCCCAGCCUUUUGUUUCUUCUUCUUUGUUUUUCUGGAUAAGUGCCAUUGCAGACACAGCUGGCUUGUCAACAGCUGUUGUUCUGUACGCUGAACACUCUCUCAUCUUCAUCUGCUCACCUUUUGUUUGCUUGCAGUUUUUCUGCCUUUUGCUGGCAAAUUAUCUCCUCUUUACAGGGGACAAGGAUUGCAUCAGUAUCUGCUGCGAAGUCUUUUUUCUCCAUUUGAAUCUUUAGUUUUUGAUGUUUGACACUUUUUGUUGUGCAGAGGACUGCUGUCAGGCUAAUUGAUUUCCCUGAGGUUUACCUCUGUGAAACGCUUUGUCUUACUUCUAUUUGACUAAAAACUUGCCACAAUUCUUCAGUGAUGACAAGACUCUGUCCUCAUGCUUUUCUUUAAUGUGCCGUCUGUGUUUUAAGUGUGAUGUGCUUCCUUUUCUAAAGGGAAUGUACUUGACGUUAUGCACCACUUAUUUAAUGGUUUCUCACAAAAAAAAAACCUCAGAGCAUAUGGGAUCCUCAACCAGCAUGUUAGAGGCACAGACUGGUGUCAUUCUACAGUUUUCUCUUUGGCAUCAAAUCACAUGGGAAUACCCAAAUUUCCAUUCUGUUUUCAUCCCUUUUGGGAAUGUUUUUAGAGCAUUUAUCCAGUGUCUUUCUCUCCUAAACCACAUAGAAUACAUUUUAUUAUGACUACAUGCCCUAAAACAACUGGUUUUAUCUUUAAAGUGGCUUUUUCCAACUAAUGUAUGAAGGUAGGGUCUGUAAUUUCUUUGGUUGUGGUGUAUUUAUAAGUUUCUUCACACUAGACAUAACACAUGUAAUAAGACAUAUGAUAAUAUUUAAAUUUAGGGAAAAUUUUAAAUGGACUUAAAAGCAGGGGCAUUUAUGAAGUAGAUAGUACAAUACAUCUAAUAUGACAAUUUGUAUUUUAACAUCUAAAAUUAUGAAAGAUGUGAUUUCUACAUACAUAAUGUGUUGCAUUAAGGUGUGUAUAUAUAUAUUCCUCUGAAACCUUCUGUGAGCUAUUUCCACAGAUGCACUUCUAAAAAUUUCAGGUGGACUGCCACUCAAAUGUCCUGAGUUUGUGUUUUUACACAUUCACCUCACAGUGGGAGAUUUUUCCUGUCCAAAAACAAGGGGUGGGCAGGUGGGUGGGAGGUCUAAGGAAGCAAUAUAGGACAUUAAAAGAACAAUGCAGUACUGGUAAUGCUAAGUAGAGUUACGGUAGAGUCACGGUAUUAUCAAUGAGUAGAAAAGAAUAUACUGACAAACAGAAAACAAGUAUGCACAGGGACCUUUAUGGAAAUAAACGUUAUUACCCUAACUUCCGUCUGCAUUGACACAUCAGACACCCUGGCUUCAUGUAGCCAUUAUACAAGGGGUUACCUGAAAAGACUGGUUGAAUAAUUCUGUAAUUUAUGUUUACAUCAAGGUUAUCAAGUUAACCAAAACUAUCAAAAAACUAAAACUAAAAACUAAAACUAACUAAAACUGCAUUGUGUGCUUACAAAACAACCCUUGCAAAAUAAAAUGAAAUCAAGAACAAAAUAUCCCUAGUUGAGGUCUUUGACAGCCAUAUACUGACUGACAUGAAAUGCCCAAGCCAGGGGAUUGAGUUGAAAUCAAAUAUGGAUAAAUAAAUAAAAAGUGAAGAGUAGCCCAUUUGAAAGUGUUUUUUAAAAAUACAUGUUUGCUUUUGCAGGCCCUUUUGGUUCUCACCUGUAACAAGUGUCUAAAAACUAAAACUAACACCAAAACAAAUUAGAACAACUAAAACAAAGCAUUUUUGCAAAACAAAAACUAAACGAACAAACAAGCAUUAAAAACUCAUUCAAACUAAACUCAAAUUGAAAGCAGAAAGUAAAAAGGAAAUAAAAACUAAUGAAACAUCCAGAACUGUUAAAACCAUGGUUCACAUAUGCCAGAGUUUUGUGCCCAUGUGACAGGGGGUUUAAGGUGAAAGACUUUCCCUGUCAGACAGAUGGGGGGAGAUCUCAUGAGGCUAGAGACAGGUUUUUUUUAAAUCUUGAUUAACACUAUCAGAAGCUAGACAUAUUCAUGAAUGAGUGAUGAAGGAGACACUAGCAAGCAGCUUCACUACAAGAUCAAAGAUCACACCGAUAGUGUGAUAUUGAUAUCAUCACCUCACCUGCUUGUGGUGGAUUUUCCUGAAUAUGUCCUCACAUCUGCUCAUCCUGACUUUUUCCUGAAAAAGUCUUGAUCUAAAUUUGACCAUGUGCAUUCACACAUACAGCCCACCCUAAAGAUUUAGGGACAUUUUAGGAGUUUUGUCCAUGUGUGAAAACACCAAUAGAUAGGGUAGCCACCAUAGUUACUUAGCAUAUACAUGUUGGAUAUAUAACUUACUAUCAUAACGUGGUUUUAUGUAAAUAUAACCAAAAUGUGACUUACUUUGAAUAUUUAUAAAUAAGGGCCCACAUCAAUUUUUCCUAAACUUCCAAAUGCAAUAUUCUUAAUUAGGUCUGUUCUUUGUCUUAGAAAAUACAAACUGGUUUAGAAAACCAAAAUGUGCAGUUAUUUAGACCUCUGCUGAGUGCUGUUGUCCUGCUCUUGGUGCAAAAAUUGUCAAUGAUAUCAAUGACAUCAACGUAUAUUGCUGCGUUUUUCCCAGUAUGACCAAGACUGGAUCCCUUUUUCCUCUUGACCAGCCGCCAUUUUUUGCAAAUAAAGGACCUAGAUGAGAAUAUUUUAUUUGCAAGUUUAGAAAAAUGUGUGUAUGAUCUUAGGAUAAAGUGACCCAGAGAAGCAUAUAUUUGCAGUCGACUCUUAACUUCUACAUAGCUGUAUAGGAAUGUCAUCCAAAGCUCAUAAAAAUAAAGUAUUUUGUGGCGCACUUAGGAAUAAUUGCAAACUUCUCCCCCUUGCGAAACAGACACCUAAAAAGUCAUUACGUUUUGGGCUGCUUUGCAAACUGUUCUAGUAGACGUCUUGUUAGUUAGAAUGAGUCACUCCUGCAAGCAGAUCUUCUCUUAUUUUGAAUCGAUUCUAAUUAUUCUCAGAUUGAUGUUCUUUUCAUGGGUUUUGAUGUGAAUGUGAAACAUGUAGAAAGUCACCAGCCUCCUCUCUAAAGGCCUCGUUUGGUACUUUAACUGUAUCUUCAUGAACUGGACACACUAAAGCCUGUUUAAUAAUACUGUGAACUCCUGCUCUCUAUGUGAGUGAGGCUUGUUUGUCUGUGUUAAACCCCGAGAUGCCUCUAACAGCAAGAACAAAGGAACCUGCAUCUUCAUGGUCUCUGACAUCACUUCCUGUGCUCAUGUGUCUGUUAUUCACUUAGUGGCAUUACGGUAGUAUUGAAGCCAUUUAAAGUCCAGAAGUGCUUUUGGGGCUGAAUUUAAAAAAAAAAAAAAAAAAAGUGGAUGUAGUUAGUUGUGGGAGAUGUUGAGUGUGAUUCUCUUACACAUGCUUUUUGUAGACUCUUCAUUUUUAUUCUCUAUGCAGUCGACACACGUGUGGAAAUGUGUUUUUGACCCUUAAAGUGUCUGACUUUAACAAAGAAACAACAAAAAAACAAAGAAGCAGACAUAAUAUUGCUGACUGCACACAGUAUUUAUAUAUAAAUAUGUGUAUGAUUCAUGCUAGCUUUGAAAAUAGUUCAUGUUUAUUUUCAUUAUUGAACAAAUUGACCACUUGUUAUAAAUUUUGCAUUACAGUUUAAUAUAUUGUAAAUAAAUGAUGGUGAUUGUUUUAAAAAGCC